ACGAUUUCUUGUAUCCGCGUUGAACACGUUUUAGUAAGUGAAUCACUCUUUCUGUUUAUUUUAUCAACGGGUGCAGCCGUGUUUCACGCAGGUUGACGUACACUCGUGUCGUCCAGUCAAGUUUCAACAGUUUAAAGUGAAGUACUGAGUGUCGUAAUUUAAGAGGGAAAUAAAAUAAAGCAAAUCCCCGGACUAAUCCGAAUUUCUAGUCAAAUUAAUCCUGAUAGGUACAUGGGAAGAAAUCUUAAAUUAUUUAAAUAUUCAUUUGAUAUUUCUGACCGUGAGGAAAAUUUUGGAAUAAUUAAAAUUUCUGUCAUUUUGCAAUUAUCCUUUUUUUUAUGGGAUUUAUGGGGAAAAUUGCGGGUAACUUAAUGUAUUGAUAUAUUGAUGGCUCGAUCGCGGACUGUCGACUGAUCGAUGCCUUUUGCAGUCGAUAUCGGCGGGGAUCGACUGUUGUGCAGUGACUUCCAGGAGAGGAGACAUCACACGCGAUUUCUUAUAUCGAUGCAAUCGACGUGAGUCACGUGCGAUAAGCACAAACGAGGAACGGAACCAAAACCGGAAGUCGGCACAUCAUCGCAAAUCGCGGGUGAUACCUCUGUCGCGUUUAGCUAUCGCUUCGAGAACGGGGACGAGGAGGCGAAGGAGAAAAAGAAGGAAGAGGUCGGACAAUUUCGUCGUGAUUACCGGAGUUUGUGGACAAAAGGAGGGAGCGAGAUCGGGCCCGGAUGCUCGCAAGGACAAGACGUCGGAAGUGCUGCCACGUUGGAAGGGAAAAUCUUGACAGUCGUCAACAAAUUUCUGACAAUAUCCCCUUUGGUUAACAAAGUCAAAUUACUCAUGACGCGCAAGGACACAGAGGGGGUUGGCGAUGAGGAGGAAUCGGUGGGGGGUAGUUCCUCCAGGCCAUCGGUGAGCGACGUUACCUGGCCGGAUAUCCGGAAGCCACCGGUACCGAAUGAGGGGAACAAGUUGACGGGGACAAGGCAGGGGCUGCCGACUGGCAAUCAGAGACGACAGAGUGACAUUGCGAGUGAUAUGGCCGAGGUUAAUAAACAGCUGUGCGCGAGGAGAAGAGGUGAUGAGUGUAGUUUUGGUGAGACUAUUCGGGUUACGUGUGAAACUUCAUGCGAUUCCUCGAUUACGGGUGGUAAUUCAUCGAUAUCUGGGCCCUCCGCCACCUCAGCUGGUGGACAAACUCGAUUGACAACUAGUUUGCUCUUUGAAUUGCCGGAUGCCCGGAGGGGAUCCACCAGUUGUUCCGAUGACAGAAUGCCAUCAAUUAGUAAAGCACAGAUGAAAGAAUUUGAAGAAGCUUUCAAUCUCUUCGACAAAGACAGAGAUGGGAGCAUCACGAAAGAGGAACUUGGGAGAGUAAUGCGGGGGUUAGGACAAUUCGCCAGAACUGAGGAACUUCGCACAAUGUUAGAAGAAAUUGACACCGAUGGUGACGGAAACGUCAGUUUAGUGGAAUUCGUGAAAAUCGUCAGCAAUAUUGGAAAUGCCAGUGCAGCUCAGCAGACAGACCUCAGUCAAGAGGAGCAAGAGGAACAAGAGCUCCGGGAUGCAUUCCGGGUGUUUGAUAAACAUAACCGCGGGUACAUCACGGCCUCUGAUCUGCGAGCAGUUCUGCAGUGUCUCGGUGAGGAUCUGUCCGAGGAAGAAAUUGAGGACAUGAUCAAGGAGGUAGACGAGGACGGCGACGGGAGGAUUGAUUUUUACGAAUUUGCACGCUCGCUGGUUGACCCUGGUGAGGACGAGGACGAGGAUGAGGAUGAGGAAGAAACACCCCAGUCGCCGCCCUUCUAGAACCACUCGUCACCAAUUCCAAAAUAUUCUUAUUCAAUUUUAUUCGUUAGUCGGAAUAAACUGAUCGAUCUAAGGAUUUUAAACAUAAUUAUGAUAACGUUGAUAUCUCAGAAUACUUUUAUUAGUCAUAAUUCAAUCAUUACCCCUGAACCUGAACUACGCGGAGGGAAAACAUCUCGAAGGAAAUAUUCACCACUUUUUUCCCUGAAUAAAUAAAAAUGACAAAAUUGUCCGUAAUUUUUAGAGAAGAGAAUGAAUUUUAUUUGAAUAAAUUGUAUUUAUCAGGUGAUUACUUUUUUUUCAGGAGAAAUUGUUUGGAGUUGUGUUUUUAUUUUGGCGGAUGUUUUUUCUCAGCGAAAUUUCGCCACUUCGCAGCGUGCGCUACACACGUGUAACUAUUUGUGUAUACAUAUGUAUGUAUCAUGUACAUUGAAUUAAUUAACAGUCCAAUUGCUUUCCCGUGAAAAAAUUGUGAUCAAAUAGAUUUGACUCCUAUAUUCCUGAAUAAUCCGACUCAAUCCCUGUAGCUAUUCUCAACUAUUAAAAUGUCCCGCGUUAAUCUCCGACGAGAUUUCGCGUUUUACAAUCAAACGAGAGGUCCAGUUGCAGAAUGAGAAGCUCCCAUUGCUUGAAUUUCAAUUCCCCCAAAAGCCCGAUAAGACUCCCUUCAAUUAUCGAUUUGAGAAUUAAUGAGGAAACGAGAUUCCGCGUUUCAUUCAAUAGAAUGCAAUUAUAAUUUUAAUAUCGGGGAUUACUCAAGGAACGGGUUAAAUUGUUUUUGUUGAUACAGGGAUUAUAGCAUUCACAUAUCCGACUAGCUUCAGCACUUAAGAAUAUGAAAGAAUGACUAUUUAUAAUUAGAAAAAUAGUUCGAAUGAACCGUUAACGACGAGGAGUACUUGUGAACGCGGCUGAUGAUUAUUGCAAAGAUGUAUUUUUCAUCGAUUAAAUUACUCAACUCUGUGUGCACGCUAUAUACUAUCAACCUCUCUGUAAUAUUAUUUUGAAAAUUGUCAAUUCGGGUAAUUAAACAUUUUUGCCGACAAAGGGACUGUGAGAGAACUCUACGGGGAUUCCCCGGAAGUCACUUCUGAUUACGUACGCAUGCGCUUAUGUCAGUUGAUAACAAGUCUCUCUUAUCGACUUGUCUUAAUGUAGGUUUCUAUAAAUUCGAAUGACAUGAUGUGGACAUGACCGAAAAUGUCAUCAUUUGCGAAACAGAUUAAGGGCAAAUUAAUAAUUUUAUGAAAAUUAAUGACAAUUGAGUAGAGUAGAAAAAUUCAUUUCCGAUUUUGAUUUGAUCCGAAUUUUCAUUAUUCGAGACAAAAAAAAAAUUUUAUCCUCAUCGACUUUUAUCAGUCGGAGGAAAUUACAAUGUUUUUUUACAUAUUUAUUAUUAAUGCUGCUGGGUUUAAUUUAAUUAUGUAAUUAAAUCGCAAACAAUGAAAAAAUGUCUCUGGUCUGCGUCGAUAUCACUAUGCUCAAAAAUUCUCGAUAUUCAAUUGAAAAAUGUAUAUAUCGAAGAGUUAAUAAUGAUUGGGUGUUGGCCAUCCAAUAACACGUGAAUGUAAGAAAGUACUAAUUAAUUGUGAUUAAGAUAAUGCUUGAUUUAUUCGUUCGACUCGAUCGCGUUUAUCCUGAAGAAUUUUUCCAUUACUAUAAUAAGUAUUUCGUCUAUUAAAAAUUUAUUCCACUGAUUGCAGAUAUCAAAAGAGAUUCAAAAGUCUAUUGUUAACGCUAACGACGAAAGCUAUUAUGCGAUGUUUAAAAUAUUUUAAAAAUUCAAAUAAAUCAAUAAUGAAAAUUGCAAUCCGUUGAUUUCAUUGAAUACCAGUGGUCCCAUGGUGAUUAUUUUAAACGCUUUAUUUAUUAGCCAUAAAUAAAAUUACACAUCUUUACAAUAUUUAACAAUAUGCAUUCUUCAUUUUAACUCUCAGAAAAUAUAUACCAUAAAUAUCUAUUAUUUUGUAAUUACAUUGUGGGCUGUGUGCCUCUGGACGUGCUCGCGCCAUCAUGUACCGUAAAUUCGUAACUCAUUCAUAUUUUUUUUUUUUAACCAUUAAUCAAGUGAUAUCACGAUCGUAAACUUGAUAAAAUUCGUCUGCAAUCGUCUCGAGAAUUAAGUACGAGUCAAUGUUUCAUGAACGCAACUCUUACACUCUACGAAAUGCAAUGACGAUCAAUUCUCAUUUCGUCUGAUUCCCAAAAGCCCCACGUCGAAAAUACUUCUCUCCACAUUUCCAAUUUGAACGUGUUUCUAAAUGUGUAACAAUUUCUGGGGUUUAUGUUUUGCUUUGUACACUAGAAAAUCCUCAAUCAUGUCAAUUCUCUGAAACCAUUUCCACAAAAACCUCUGUAAUUUCCGAAGUGACAAUAAUACAAAUAUCCGGCGUGAAAUAGCCGAGGGGUUUCUUAAAAAAUUUAGUCUUCGAGGCAGUCUCUUGAUAUUAUUGUCCUCGAGGAAAGCGCCAAUGGGGUGUGUCACGAAAUUUCCAUAAGCAAUUAAAUUCACCAUAAAAAUCUAGAAUUCACAUCGAGACACGCGAGCAAUGAUGAACGGGGACGGCACUAAGUACAAAUCACCAUAUUGCGCUCAAUCGUCAUUUACAAAUUUAUAAAACACUUCAACCAUUCAUCAGAUAUCCAUUUGUAUCGAAAAGUCAUUGAAUUUUUGGAUCAUCCGUACUGUCGCCGUUCAUUUGGAUCAAUCUAUCUUCCGAGCCACUUGGAAAUUCUACGAUUUCAUAAUAAGUAACAUGCAUACAUUGUCCAACGUCAACAUAACCGUAUUAUAAAGUAUGUACAAACUUCACAGUUACAUCAGUGUAUUGCCUGACAAGUUGAAUCAUCGAAAUAUCCAAAGAUACUUCAAGACAAAGAUCACAAGUAUCAGGACAAACAUGUCUGGAAGUACCACAAGCGGAGUCUGCAGUGGAUCUCGUUCAAACUUCAUCAGUUUCAAA
Fopius arisanus is the source of this 4772-nucleotide messenger RNA. RefSeq names its product polcalcin Jun o 2. The transcript has 7 exons. Bases 841 to 1809 code for a protein of 322 amino acids. NCBI's taxonomy places the organism in Eukaryota, Metazoa, Arthropoda, Insecta, Hymenoptera, Braconidae. Gene Ontology annotation, molecular function: calcium ion binding. The record is from RefSeq and is a predicted model, not a curated record.